CGAUAGAUGCGAUACGGAAAAAACCAACCUCUAUUGUUGGUGUUUUGCUUUGCUGGUUCAGUGCUACAUUCGGGGCGAGAGGCAAUUGUUAUUGCGAGCUAAAUUCGAAGAAAGUAGUAACACUGGGAAAAGAUAAUUGGCAUCCGUCUCCUCCCCCACGCACCCAAUUUCUGUAAUUAAUGGAAUUUCGGAGCACUUCGUUAAUAACUUGAGUUGCUUGCACAUUAUCAAUAUAAAUCGCAAUCGCACCAGGACAUUGUGACCUUCGCAGGAGCACCCACAUAUUUCAUUGUCAGUGUCAAGGGGGAAAAAAUCAAUGGAGGACCUGACGCCAUUAACCAACCUUCAACAGUUUUAGUUUCGAGAUUAUUAUUUUUACCACUGCCCGAAAGCCGAGUUCAAACGAAUCUUACAAUCUCAAGUUGAGAUUCACCAUCUAAUUUGCGAUACUCUCUUUUCCCGAGGGUGCGCCGCGCAAGAAAAAGAUGUCCGAACGCCAGCCGCUGCUCCUGCAGAGCGAUGCCUCCGACUACGAGGGCAGCAGAGGAUCGUCGGCUCGACCCGUGCGCAGCUCUCCGCCGGACAACACGCUGGUCAACGUGCACAGCGAGGACAGCCUAGCAGUGCACGCAGCAGCCUCGGGAUCGGGAGACGAUGAGCGCGGACCGACGGACAAGUCCAGCUACAACCCCACCCACCAUCGCACCCUAGAGCACCCGACAUCCAACUUUGACACCCUGGUGCAUCUGCUGAAGGGCAACAUUGGCACGGGCAUUCUGGCCAUGCCGGAUGCCUUCAAGAACGCUGGACUAUAUGUGGGACUCUUUGGCACCAUGAUCAUGGGUAUCAUCUGCACCCACUGCAUGCACAUGCUGGUCAGCUGCUCCCACGAGCUGUGCCAGCGAUUCCAGCAGCCGUCGUUGGAUUUUUCGGAGGUGGCCUACUGCAGCUUUGAGUCCGGACCCCUGGGACUAAGGAGAUAUUCCACUUUGGCCAGACGGAUCGUUACCACGUUCUUGUUCAUCACCCAAAUCGGUUUCUGCUGCGUCUACUUCCUGUUUGUGGCGCUGAACAUCAAGGACGUAAUGGAUCACUACUACAAGAUGCCUGUGCAGAUUUAUCUGCUCAUAAUGUUGGGUCCCAUGAUACUCUUGAAUCUGGUGCGGAACCUCAAGUAUUUGACUCCAGUUUCUCUGGUUGCCGCUCUGCUCACUGUGGCGGGUCUGGCCAUUACCUUCUCCUACAUGCUGGUGGAUCUGCCUGAUGUACACACGGUCAAACCGGUGGCCACCUGGGCCACGUUGCCCCUGUACUUCGGCACCGCCAUCUAUGCGUUUGAGGGUAUUGGCGUUGUCCUGCCCCUAGAGAAUAAUAUGCGCACCCCGGAGGACUUCGGCGGAACUACGGGUGUCCUCAAUACGGGCAUGGUAAUCGUGGCCUGCCUGUACACAGCGGUUGGGUUCUUCGGCUACCUGAAGUAUGGCGAGCAUGUGGAGGGCAGCAUUACCCUAAAUCUGCCGCAGGGCGAUACACUCUCUCAGUUGGUGCGGAUCUCCAUGGCGGUGGCCAUCUUCCUUUCUUAUACGCUUCAGUUUUAUGUGCCCGUAAACAUUGUGGAACCUUUUGUAAGGAGUCAUUUCGACACCACGCAUGCCAAGGAUCUUUCGGCCACAGUCUUGCGAGUUGUUCUAGUCACUUUUACCUUUUUACUGGCCACCUGUAUUCCCAAUCUUGGCUCCAUUAUCUCACUCGUGGGAGCCGUGAGCAGCUCAGCAUUGGCCCUCAUCGCCCCGCCAAUCAUUGAAGUAAUCACUUUUUAUAACGUUGGCUAUGGCCGCUUUAAUUGGAUGCUGUGGAAGGACUUUCUCAUCCUGAUCUUCGGACUCUGUGGCUUUGUCUUCGGUACCUGGGCCAGCUUAGCUCAAAUUGUAAACGACAGGACCCACUGAAUUGAAAAACGAGGAGCAAGGCAAAAUGAGAACCUGGCUAUUCUGCCUCCAAACGUGUGCGAAUUUAUGACGAAGGCUUUAUGUAGUUUCUCUCGAACUACGAAUAUGUUUACCAUUAGUUAUUUACCUAUUCGAUACUGGUAUCGGUCCAAUCUCCCGUGGCGGUGCUCUAGUUUGUUUAACUUAUUAUUAUUGCGAAUUAGUUGCAUUUUUUGUUGUUAUCAGUUAGCUGCAAUCGUACCAGACAAUAACUAGCAUUUUAAGUAGAAAGUUUUACGAUAUAUAUAUUUGUUCAGUUUGUCAGUUGGAGAAUACUUCUGUGUUAACUCGAGGACCGCACAAUGCCAAAAGUGAUUUUACGUAGUAUUCUUAAAUAAAUUAUUAUUUAGCUUUUACUAUGUAGCCUAGGUCGGGGCAGAUCAUUCCAAAGCAACUGCUGAGAAUUUCCCAAAAACCGAAAUUAGCUAAAGUUAUCUGCAUACUUUUAUCGUUCUUAUAUUUGUAAUUAUAUAUGUAUAUGAAAUAGGUACUCCCACAUGCCGUAUUGGGUCCCAUAAUAUCGACUCCGAUACAAUAUUGUAAAUACAUCAGUUCGGUGUAUCAA
Drosophila suzukii is the source of this 2553-nucleotide messenger RNA. The record is from RefSeq and is a predicted model, not a curated record. Lineage: Eukaryota; Metazoa; Arthropoda; Insecta; Diptera; Drosophilidae.